Messenger RNA from Chrysochloris asiatica (Cape golden mole), 1557 nucleotides. RefSeq names its product TraB domain containing 2B (gene TRABD2B). Gene Ontology annotation, cellular component: organelle membrane. The transcript has 7 exons. Lineage: Eukaryota; Metazoa; Chordata; Mammalia; Afrosoricida; Chrysochloridae. The record is from RefSeq and is a predicted model, not a curated record. Bases 1 to 1557 code for a protein of 518 amino acids. Gene Ontology annotation, biological process: negative regulation of Wnt signaling pathway. Gene Ontology annotation, molecular function: Wnt-protein binding; metalloendopeptidase activity.
AUGCACGCCGCCCUGGCGGGGCCGCUGCUCGCCGCCCUUCUGGCUACCGCCCGCGCCCGCCCGCAGCCCCCGGACGGAGGACAGUGCCGACCGCCCGGAUCGCAGAGGGACCUGAACUCCUUCCUGUGGACUAUUCGACGCGACCCCCCAGCCUACUUAUUUGGCACCAUCCACGUCCCAUACACCCGGGUGUGGGACUUUAUCCCAGACAAUUCCAAGUCAGCCUUUCAGGCCAGUGCCCGUGUCUACUUUGAGCUAGACCUGACAGACCCCUAUACCAUCUCAGCCCUGGCCAGCUGCCAACUGCUGCCCCACGGGGAGAACCUGCAAGACGUGCUGCCUCGUGAGUUAUACUGGCGUCUGAAACGCCACCUAGACUAUGUGAAGCUGAUGAUGCCUUCCUGGAUGACGCCUGCGCAGCGAGGCAAGGGACUCUAUGCGGACUACCUGUUCAAUGCCAUUGCAGGGAACUGGGAGCGCAAGAGGCCCGUGUGGGUGAUGCUCAUGGUGAACUCGCUCACAGAGACUGAUGUGCGCUCCCGUGGUGUGCCAGUCCUAGACCUCUACCUGGCACAGCAGGCCGAGAAGAUGAAAAAGAGCACUGGGGCAGUGGAGCGGGUGGAGGAGCAGUGCCACCCACUCAACGGGCUCAACUUCUCCCAGGUACUGUUUGCCCUGAACCAGACACUGUUGCAGCAUGAGAGUGUUCGAGCUGGGAGCCUGCAGGCACCCUACACCACUGAGGACCUCAUCAAGCACUACAACUGUGGGGACCUCAAUGCCGUCAUCUUCAACCACGACACAUCCCAGCUGCCCAACUUUAUCAACACAACCCUUCCACCGCAUGAGCAGGUGACAGCCCAGGAAAUUGACAGCUACUUCCGCCAGGAGCUGAUCUACAAGAGGAAUGAGCGGAUGGGGAAGAGGGUCAUGGCCCUUCUGCAGGAGAACGAAGACAAGAUUUGCUUCUUUGCCUUUGGAGCAGGUCACUUUCUGGGGAACAACACUGUCAUCGACGUCCUGCGGCAGGCAGGGCUGGAGGUGGAGCACACACCCGCAGGGCAGGCCAUCCACAGCCCUGCUGCCCGGAGCCCAGCGCCCCCUCCCGAGGGGACCUCAGAAAGCCCAGUCCCAGCGACCCCAGCUGCCGCCAUCCCCGAGGUGCCCUCAGCAACCCCCACUGCGCAGCCUGAGGAGGAGGAUCCGGCCCUGUCCCCACACCUCCUGCUCCCUGACAGCCUCAGUCAGCUGGAGGAGUUUGGGCGGCAGAAGAAAUGGCACAAGAGACAGAACAAACAGCGACCCCGGCAGUUCAAUGACCUCUGGGUUCGAAUCGAGAACAGCACCACCGCUUCGCCACCCCCACUGCCCCUCCAGCCCACGCACAGCUCCAGGACUGCCAAGCCCCCCCUUCAGCUCUCUGACCAGCUUCAGCCCCAGGACCAGCCACGUCUUCCCAGCAGCUCAGCACUCAGCCGUUCACAACCCACCAUGAGUGUCUUCACUGCCAUCGCUGCUGCCGCCACCUUCAUGCUGCACACACUUGGGCCCUCCUGA